Molecule: messenger RNA, 1260 nt
Organism: Symbiodinium sp. CCMP2456
Lineage: Eukaryota; Dinophyceae; Suessiales; Symbiodiniaceae
Source: the annotation of a GenBank genome assembly
AUGGCCUCUGGGGAGGAGCUGGUGACCCUCUCUGAUGACGAGUUUGAGAGCUUGGCGAUCCUCUAUGGUGCAAGAACUGCUUUUGCCUUGAAGCAGCAUCUGGUCCUGGUAACAGGGAAGACACGCUUUCAACAGCGACUGCUUGAAAAUGGGAGCAUUUUGCCGGACGAUGCCUUGCUUCAUUUGCCCCUUACUGUUGGCCUGGUCUUCUUGUCCUUCUGCACUCUUGAUACGCAGUGCUCGACAGCUCUAGAGAUUGCGAUUUCCCAGGACGACGCAAACUGCGUAGACGCCCUUCUCCAAGAACCUUUCGAUCCUAACGCCGAAGGCUUCCGAGAUUUUCAAUUCCUGAGCCGGGCGGCCUCAGCAAAUAGCGUGCGAUCGGCGAAGUUGCUUGUCGAAGCUCGAGCUGAACUGAGCCGUCCGGAUGCUGAUUCAGGGCUAGCGCCUUUACACCACGCGUGUGUGAGUGGCAGUGUGGCCAUCACGCAUUGGUUGAUCGAGUCGGGUGUCGACGUAGCCCGUCCUGCCGCGACGGAGCGUGUUCCGAUCUUGCCCCUAGAGCUUGCCAUAGCUGGCGGGAACACUGAGAUUGCUCGACUACUGAUCCAGGCGUCAGCCUCUGUAAAUGCGGUAGCAGACCGUCGUCUCACCCCUCUAGGGCUUGCUUGCAGUGUCGGCCAGGUCGGGAUGGCGCGCCUUCUCGUGGAAGCUGGUGCUGAUGUGAACUACCGCCACGACUGCGACACGCCACUGCAUGCUGCCUGCACGAGAGGAUGGCUGGAAGUUGUCCGCUUUUUGGUUGAGGCCGGGGCAGACAAAGAGGUUGUGGGCACAGAAGGUCCUCCUCUACAUGCGGCCAUAACUUUUGGUCACACAGAUACGGUGCGCUAUCUGCUCGAAGCAAGUGCAAGCAUAGAGGCCUCGCCUCCUAUUGGCAGAACCCCGCUUGUUCUGGCCUGUCUAGUAAGCCAGCUCGACUCUGUAAGAUUGCUCACUCAGCACCGAGCAUGCCUGGACAAGGCGGAUGAAGGAAGCUUCAUCCCUCUGCAUGUCGCUUGCUUUAUGGGUGACCUGGAGAUCGUUCGUGCCCUCAUCCAGGGAAGGGCAAACUUGAGUAUCAUGGCUGACGGCGUAUCCGCUGCGGAAAUAGCCCAUAGCCGCGAGUUUCACGACAUCGCGUCCUUGCUCACUGAUGCCGCUCGUGGAAGUAAUGAACGACAUACCAAGAGGAGACGCCGCAUAAAGGGACCACCGUAG